AUGUCAAGUCGAACAACCAUAAAUUCACAGACUGAUCAGGGAAGAAUAUCAGCACAGCGAAAUAAAAAAGGUAAGAAGCAACAGAGGAAAGAGAUGGUGGAUCUCAGAACCCUCCUUAUCCAUUGUGCACAAGCAGUAUCUGUAAAUAAUCAUACCUUAGCGAGUGACAUUCUGAGUAUCAUUAGGCAAUAUGCUUCAACGAGUGGGGAUGAUUCUCAGAGGCUAGCAUUUUGCGUAGCGGACUGCCUUGAGGUACGAUUAGCUGGAACUGGGAGCCAACUGUAUCGCAAAUUGAUGGCUAAAAGAAGGAAUGCAGUGGGCAUUUUAAAGGUAUUCCAUUUAUGUAUAGCAAUAUGCCCUUUCUUGAGGGCACCGCAUUAUUUCUCAAAUAAGACCGUCAUUGAUGUCUCAAAGGGAAAACCUCGGGUGCACAUUAUCGAUUUUGGCAUUUGCUUUGGUUUUCAAUGGCCAUCACUAUUUGAGCAACUCGCAAAGAGGGAAGGUGGACCUCCUAAGGUUAGAAUUACAGGCAUUGAGCAACCCCAACCAGGUUUUCGACCAAACGAAUCGAGUACGAAUGCAGGACAGCGAUUGGCUGAUUAUGCUAGCAUGUUCAAUAUACCUUUUGAAUAUCAGGGAAUAUCAUCAAAAUGGGAAACCAUAAAGAUAGACGAUUUCAAGAUUGACAAAGAUGAUGUGCUCAUAGUCAACUGUAUAUACCGCCUGAAGAAUCUUGGUGAUGAGACAGUAUCCACAAACAGUGCCAGGAAUAGGGUUCUCAAUACCAUAAGAAUGCUGAAGCCAAAAGUUUUCAUCCAUGGAAUUGUGAAUGGAUCAUACAGUACCCCCUUCUUUCUAACACGUUUUAAAGAGGUCAUGUACCACUACAGUGCACUGUUUGAUAUUAUUGAUAAAACUCUUCCAUGGGAUGAUGAGGCAAGAAUGAUCCUAGAGAGGGAUAUCUAUCUGUCUGAAGUCCUAAAUGUCAUUGCAUGUGAAGGUUCAGAAAGGAUCGAGAGACCAGAGAGUUACAAGAAGUGGAAGCUACGAAACAAGAAGGCAGGCUUUGAGCAGUUACCACUGAAUCCGGACACCGUGAAAGGAACAAGAGCUAUGGUGAAACAAUAUCAUAAAGAUUUCGUCAUCAACGAAGAUGAUCAAUGGCUGCUGCUGAGAUGGAAGGGAAGGAUACUCUAUGGAAUAGCCACAUGGAAACCUAGUGAGUCAAACAAUGGCGACUGAGACCAAAGAUAUGCUACUGAACCACGAAAGCAGAGGUUAGAGAAUUGCAUGUAUCAGUAUUCUGUACCUGUGGUUUAUUCAUAGGUUUUAAUUGU
Panicum hallii is the source of this 1337-nucleotide messenger RNA. Its product is annotated as scarecrow-like protein 9. NCBI's taxonomy places the organism in Eukaryota, Viridiplantae, Streptophyta, Magnoliopsida, Poales, Poaceae. Gene Ontology annotation, biological process: regulation of DNA-templated transcription. The transcript has a single exon. Gene Ontology annotation, cellular component: nucleus. The record is from RefSeq and is a predicted model, not a curated record. Bases 1 to 1242 code for a protein of 413 amino acids. Gene Ontology annotation, molecular function: sequence-specific DNA binding; DNA-binding transcription factor activity.